Molecule: messenger RNA, 1726 nt
Organism: Cajanus cajan (pigeon pea)
Lineage: Eukaryota; Viridiplantae; Streptophyta; Magnoliopsida; Fabales; Fabaceae
Source: RefSeq, a predicted model, not a curated record
AAGUAAAAACCCCAGCAAGAAAAAUCUGAGCACCACACUACUGGUUCCUACAUAGUACAUCCCAUUGAAAGCAUUGAACAUUGGUCUUGCUAUGAUACCAAUCAAGAUAGACAACCAACUCGUUAGUGUCCACCAAACGAAACCCCUUGAAUUCCUCACCCACUAGCCAUCAUGGUUGAGAAAGAGAAGAGAAACAAGAACAAGAAGCCAAAGCACCAACACCCCAAUGACCAAACCACCAAGAACAACUCCGAUUUCUCCUUCAAGCCAAGUUCAGACGUAAAGGGUAUCAGAUUCGGAGGUCAGUUCAUAGUGAAGUCCUUCACAAUCAGAAGGGCAAGGCCCUUGGAGCUUCUCAAGGUUCUAUCUUUUCCACCAACCAACAAUACCAAACCAAAGGACAAGCUUCCUUUCCCUUCCACCACGGCAUUCCUGCCCACAAACUUCACCAUCUUGGCACACCAUGCUUGGCACACCCUCACCCUUGGUCUUGGCACCAAGAAGUCCAAGGUGGUCCUCUUUGUGUUUGAGACUGAGGCCAUGAAGGCUGCAGUGGAUAGAAUUUGGCCGCCAGAGAUUGCACUUGGUGAUGUCAACAAGAGGCUCAUAAGGGGCCUCAGUGGCUGUGAGAUGGCAAGGUUCAAGUUCAGAAAAGGCUGCAUUACUUUCUAUGUCUAUGCUGUUAGGCAAGUUGGAAGCUUUGGCUUUUCAUGUGCUGAGGAUCUGAGGACUAUUCUGCAGUCUGUGGUGGAGCUUAAGGAUUUCUUGGAUCACACUGCCAUGCUUUCCAUGCCACACCAAAGAAGCAUCAGUUACUCACAGUCACAGCCCCAGGUAGCCAUGGCUCACUAAACUAAAAUCAUGUCUCCAUAAAUUUCUCUGAAAGACUCUUAAGAGAAAAAUUAUGAAAUAAAUUUCUCCAUAAAUUAAAAUUAGUUUAAGUAUAAGUUAAUUUAUAGAAACUUUUUCUUAUCACUUCUCCACAAUUUUAUUUUUAACUUGUACUUAAACUAGUUUUAAUUCAUGGAGAAAUUUAUUUUCUUUUUUUCAUUUUUCUCUUUUAAGAGUGUCUCCGGAAAAUUUAUUCAAACAGAUACUUUAAAAGUGUGUUUGAUCCGGUGUUACUGGUACAAAACCAUGGUGACUUCAUCAAAAAGUAAAUAUUUGUUGCUUUCAAAAAUCAUGGUCAGUUUAGCUCGCCACCAAUUCAGACGCACGUUAAGCUGUGAAGUGUGAAUCAAUCAUCAUGAGAGUUUAUACAUAUGUGUGUCCAAGUGUUACCUCUUCACAUUGACAUCGUCAUCAUUUUGGGGUCUAGAGAAAUAUUUUGGCUUAAUUUGUUAACUUGGUUUCCUAGUCUUCGGAAUUUUGGGAGGCUUAUUAUUGGUUUAUUUGUUAAUGAUCUUGUUUGAUCUGUAUUUUCUUUUUGAAUUUGGGGAAAAGGAAAGUGUAAUGUAGCAUGAAUAAUGGGGUACUAAAUUGAAGGUUAUACAGCGGAUGACUGAGUCCAGGUUGCAUUUGUCCUUUUUGUUGACAACUGCUAAUAGAAAUUUGUCAAGGGGUCGCAGAUUAUGCUUACUCUUUUGUUCUUAUUACUAGAUAUAAUCUUAUGCUACUCCGGGCAGACAUAUUUUCCACUUGAAUUGUUCAUAGAGGAAAUAUGUCCUUAAAUUAUUCUCUACUAGAACUUUGGAAAUGAAUGUGAUACUGUAAAUUUAUCUCUGCA